This is a messenger RNA of Symbiodinium pilosum, 5226 nucleotides long. The record is from the annotation of a GenBank genome assembly. NCBI's taxonomy places the organism in Eukaryota, Dinophyceae, Suessiales, Symbiodiniaceae.
AUGGAUUGGAAGAAGCGGCGUACGUUGGCAAGCGGCCAAGUGAAGAGGAACCCGGCCUUGGUCAAGCGCGACUCCUUCGAAACAGAGGUCUUGCUCUCCAAUGUGGCUGCCAUAGAGCAGAACACGCGCUAUGUGGAAGAGGACCUGAACAGGUGCUACCUCCUGGCAGAUCUGCAGAGCGAUGAGAAAUCUACUUCCAGCCUGGAGCGCAAACGGGCGCGUGAGGUGGAUGCGGCGUUGGGCCCGAAGAGCUCGGAAACGCCACGCUGCGACUUUAUUGUCGAUUUGCACAACACGACUGCGGCCACGGGUGUUGCUUUGCUGAUGGCUCCGGAUGAUGAGUUCGCUCAUGAAGUGGGUCAUUAUCUCAGCACGCUCGAUGACACAGUGAGGGUUGUGGAGUGGAAUGAUCAGCCGGAUUGGCCCCUUUGCCCUUCAGUCGGCCGCAGCGGGCUCACCUUCGAGGUGGGUCCCUGCCCCUGGGGCUGCUUAGAGCCAGAGCUCUUCCAGCGAUCCAGGAGGCUCGUUCUAGCUUUGCUGGACUAUGUGGACAAGCACAACAUGCUGAUUGCCAAGGGCAGCACGAAGAAGGAGCAGGUAUCCAUGCCCGUGUACCGGGCCAUUGGGAUCUCCAUGGACUACCCGCGGGCAGCAGAUGGAGAUCCCAAGGGUAUUGGAUUGUACGAUGCUGCGACCACUGCCAUGGAAAUGCUGAAUGGAUCAGCAGUUAAAGUAGAGUCAAAGGCUUCAGGGGACCUAUUUGCGGAAGUACGCUACGAAGCUGAAGGCCUUCAUAUUGUGGGCUCUGUGGCUAGAAAGUCAAGCAGUGAUGCCGAGGAUGAUGACGUGGGUGGCCCUGCCAUUCUCGUCCCAGUGGAGGAGGCUUCACAAGAUGCAGCGGUAGAAGCUGAAGCUGCAGCUGAGACAGUGCCGGAUGCAGUUGCCCAUGAGGAGGACGACGGGGCUGCCAGUGCUGAGAACAGCCACGACAAGGACGAGGUUGCCAUGGGUCCAGGACACUUUUCCGCAGAGGCUGCAUCCAGCAGGCUUGACGACAAGGAAGAGGAGGAGGCAGAGCACGCGGCACCGGCAGAAGCGGCUUCCACAAGCUUUGGUCCGGUUGUGAUGGGCAAACGGUCUGAGCCACACGUGGCUGCAACGACCUCUGCACAAGACGUGGAAUUAACGCCCGUGGCUCCCAACCUUGGUCCUGGUCCCUCUGAGAAAGCGCAGCGCCCCUCAAGCUCAAAAGCUCCGAGGCUAGAAAAGGGAGCCGACGCCUUGCAGGAAAGUAUGGCAGAUCUGCCCGCUGAAGCCCCAGCUGCAAAGGCAUCGUUUCCUUGUUUGCCGGCACAGCUGCCAUUCCAUUUCCGCUGGGAUGUGCCAUGCUUAAGGCUUGAGGGUGCUGAGCCGUGCCUCCCUUCAAGCUGGGAGCGAGCUAUCGGGCACAGGAUUGAGCGUGAAUGGCGUCGCUGCAGGAAGGAUCAGGAGCAGGCCUGGGUUUCAAAUGGAAGUUUGCCGUUUGAGGUGCAAAGGCUGGCUGCCAGCUUGGGAGCCUCCUCGGACUCAACAUUUGCUGGUGUCUGUGAACGGGCGCUCUCUGCGUGGUAUACAGGAGAGGCAGUGCAAUCACGACCACUAGUGCCUAUGAAAGUUCUGGGCCUCGAGAAGGCCCCGCGGAAGCCUUUGCAACAGCAGGACUUAGAAGCCGUGGCCGUGCUUGGCAGCAUGUGGUGCUACCUGACCUACGAUCUUAGCAGUGACCCGCUCCUCGCUGGACUGGGCUAUGCUGAUGUCAAACCCACGAGCUUCUCAACCUUAAUGUUUGUAUACAGCACCCAAGUUGCAGAUACUUCCGAAACCUACGAGCUACGUUUUGCACGCGUGGAUCACUUUGAUUUUGCGCUCUGCUUCCCACCAGCUCCUUAUCCCUCCUGCGGACUGCCAAUGCCAGAGGUUGACUUCGCAACAGUUCUUGGCUUGGACCCCCGUGCUGACAUGAGUACAUCGGAGGAAGGCAUGCUCCAAGCCCGAGCAGUACUUACAUGGCUUUUCUGGGACUGUUUUGAUGAGAUCUUCACGCCUAACUGGCCUAACUCUGCAGAGAUAAAGCUUCGUGACAAGCCAGCCAGGACACUGCUGCCUUUUGGCGUCCAUCGUCGCUUUGACAAGAAAUUAAAAGAUUGCACAGACCGGGCUGAAGCCCUUGGCUGCCUGCUUGCUACGAUGCGGGCCAAGCCGUUUCAACUGCCCUUCCGCUGCACAGUGACCCUCGAUGAGGCCCAGGCUCAUCGUGAGCAGCAUGGCGCGGGGCACACUCGGCUGGCUGCUGUAGAACUUGCAUUCCAGAAGGCAGCGAGCGAGUACAAUGAGAUGCUUGAUGGCGAAUGCCUCCCGAAGCAGUGGCUCAGCGUCCCGCAGGACCAGGAUCGGUGGCCUUUGCAGCUUGAGUCAGCAGAUGAAGGCUCCUCUCAGGAGGAUAUUCGGGAAGUGAAGGCGCUGCCCGCGUCAUGUCAGCUACCUUGCUCUUCCAAGAAGCUUGCGGUUGUGCACUGCAAAGGCAUCAUGCGGCUGACUGAGCUUCUUGGAGACCAGGAUGGUCAGGCCAAGUCAAGACGACGGCUCACUAGUACUUCUACCGCAGAUUUCACACCCAGGAAUGCAGCCUCCAGCACGGAGCCUGGCAGUAUCAUCCGUGUGGAGACUGAAGACAGGGAGAUGGACAUGACACUCGACCUUUCAAGGUGGGAGGAUGAGGGAGUGCUCACGGUUGGCGAUAUCAACAUCAACGAUCAUGCUCUCACAAGAGAGGUCCUUCUGGUCGUCGAGCAAAUGGAGGAGUGUGCUCACGUCGAGUCACGCCACGUCCUUCACUGCGGGGACCUGCAGCGAGAGAGUUUGAAGCACCAACUGUCGCAUUUGGCUCACGGCCUCCGGGCCAUGCAAAGGGCCUCCGUGAAACAUCAACUCCGGGGUGUUGGCCUGGCCGUCCUGGAGACAGAACGCGAGAAACCUCAGGAUGCGCUAAGGGCAUCAUCUUUGGCCUCCCGCGCUCUGAAAGCCAUCAAGAGGCAGCGAGGAUCGCAACUCCCAGAAGCUGUCGAGGCAGAAGCAUCGCAUCUUGCGUCCAGCGUCGCAUCUGCCUUGGAUGUUCAUGACGAAGACCGCCUAGGAAGGCAGAGUCGCCAACAAAUCAUGCUUGUUUCGGCACCUGAGGGGGUCCUGCGGAAGGAGGCAGAAGCUCGCAAAAUGCUGCGCAGAGUACUCCCAAGCAGAAACAACAAUGAGUUUCUUGGCGGCUUUACACCCUCCCAGUUCGAUCAGGGAGGUCCACUUCAGCUAUAUUGGGCUGAAACAUCCCAAAAACCAUACGAGUACCAGCCGUAUUUCUGCUCCGCAGUUCCAGAAGCUGACCCUUCCGCGCUGUUGUCUCCUUCUGAGCGAAAGUUUUUGGUCAAGCGCUUGGUAACCGACCCCUUGCUGGACAACAAGUUGCCCAGCCUGGCUGGCAGCCUCAUGGUUGGCGGCGCCAACAUGGACCCACGAGAGUUGCAAGCCGAUGGCAUCAUCGAAGGAGGUCUCGUCAACCUGCAAAGCUCCGCGGGGCUUUUGCAGCUAUGCAAUGGAUUCAUCUUCCCCUGGAGAUCCAGAGGAUGGCGUUACUUCAUCCCACUGCGCCGAUGCGAUACGGCACUGGUCCUGCGCCACUUCGGCCCGAAAACUGCAAGCUACUUUGAGUUCCUUGAAACCUACAGUAGCUUCUUGUUCAUAGCCUCCUUGUUCGGAAUAUUCGCAGAGUUGUCUGGGCCUCCAAAUGCUGAAGCAGCGUUUGCCUUUUGGAAGAUCAUUCGUCCCAGCUUUGGCAUUUGCAUGUGCAUUUGGGGUGCUUGCUUCUGCAUUUUCUGGCGGCGACGUGCUGCGCAGCUUGCCUUCAGCUGGGCAAACGGAUGGAUUGAGGAGGGUGAUGACUUGAGAAGCUCCAGCGCCAUCCAGGGGUUGGCACAGGUUCGCCCCGAGCUUGCAAGCCGCUGGCGCCAGAAUUUCGACAAAGCUGAUCUGUCAAAGCAAGAAGAGACGUUAGACGUGCUGCGCGCUGUGCUGCGAGCUCCAAGCUCCUCUGCUCAAUUUGGCAACCGUGCCUUGCGAUACGACAUAGCGCACUUCGAUGAGACGUGCUACCAGAGCAAGUAUGCACAGCUGUGGCGGUCGUUGUUUGCUUACUUGGCAAGUGGUUGUCUCAUAGUGCUUGCGUACGGGGCCACGUAUGGCACACUGGCAGCCAACUAUGUGUUAGGUCUUAGCAAUACAAUGCUUGGCUACAUGGUCAUGGGCUUCACAACCAGUGUUUUUGUUCCUCUCCUGAACACGCUGCACCAUGCAGUUGUACUCAUCACCAACGAGUACCAGCUUUUCCGCCAGGAUUGUGAUAAAGAACGCGACUUGCUUGACAGACUCUUUGUUUUUGCUUUGUUCAACACGUACAACAGUCUGCUGUGGAUUGCCUUUGCUGAGCGCAAUAUGGAGCAGCUUCGCAUCCAGGUGAUGUUUAUCAUGGUGUUCUCCCGAGCCAUCGUGAACAACAUGAUGGAGUUUUACUGGCUUCUAUGGAUGAAGCAGAUUCGCGAAUCUGCGUCUAACAUGCACUCAAGCAACUUACAGAAGACGAUCUGGCGUCGAAUGCUUGUCGUGUUGACUGGCGACUUCCAUGAUGAAGUAAGUGAUGCUGCUGGAAGUCUGCAAGGCCCUGAGGGUUGGAUGCUGGGCCAGCUCUCCGAUCAGCUAACACGAGACACCUCCUUCGAGCAGGCCAAGGAGACUAUCGAGCUGGUCAUCCAGUAUGGACUGGUCAUGAUGUUUACCCUCGCGUUCCCCUUGACACCUUUGAUUGCUUUGAUCGAUUGCAACAUUGAGAAGCGAUUGGAUGCUUUCAAGAUCGUUCGGCUGCAACGAUCUCCGGAGCCCCGGAUGGUUGUGGGCCUCGGCCAACCCUUUCGUGCCUUCGUUUUCGUUACUGCGCUGGGAUUGUUGGUCUCUGGCCUUAUGCUGUACUUCACCGAAUAUCCAGGCGAGCAGUGCGCGAGGUGCACGAUGUUUAGCAACUGCGGCAGCUGCGGCGGCACGGGCGUGGAUCUGAUUUUGCCGGAUGUCAGUGUGGAGCUGCGAUUGUUUCUUCUAUCGGCAGGCGAGCAUAUACUCUUGAUACUUAUGUCACCUCUAGCCCAGUGA